Schistosoma haematobium is the source of this 3368-nucleotide messenger RNA. RefSeq names its product UDP-glucuronic acid decarboxylase 1. The coding region runs from base 2302 to 3030 and encodes 242 amino acids. The record is from RefSeq and is a predicted model, not a curated record. Gene Ontology annotation, biological process: D-xylose metabolic process. Gene Ontology annotation, molecular function: UDP-glucuronate decarboxylase activity; NAD+ binding. The transcript has 9 exons. Gene Ontology annotation, cellular component: cytoplasm. NCBI's taxonomy places the organism in Eukaryota, Metazoa, Platyhelminthes, Trematoda, Strigeidida, Schistosomatidae.
UUGUGUGACCUGUAAAUCCCGCAAGUCUCAAUAUGUGGACAGCUGAAUCUGGGGUUGUACAGUUAGCGCGUAAAUAAACAAUCUCGUCAGUUUACCGUAAUAAUGUCGUCUAAGGCAAACGUAGUCUUAGAGACUUUGGUUAUUGCUUUAAUCUAUUUCAGCGUAGUAGACUGUGACACAUGUCCAGCAGACAGCUUUGCAAACUCCUUAGCAGCUGACCAAUUUAGUUGUGCGAAGAAGUGGUUGCCGGUCAAGCAGCUUCAUUGGACGAAGAAGAAAAGGAUACUGGUAACCGGUGGUGCCGGUUUUGUUGGCUCUCAUUUAGUUGAUAAAUUAAUGCAAGAUGGUCAUGAGGUUAUAGCUCUUGACAAUUUUUUCACAGGAAAACGACAUAAUAUCGAACAUUGGAUUGGACAUAGUAAUUUUGAACUUUUACAUCAUGAUGUUACCAAUCCUAUAUAUGUGGAAGUGGAUGAAAUUUACCAUUUAGCUUCACCAGCGUCACCUCAACAUUAUAUGCAUAAUCCUAUACGUACUAUUAAAGCAAACACAUUGGGUACUUUAAAUAUGUUAGGAUUAGCUCGUCGUACAAAUGCCAAAUUUUUAUUCGCUUCUACUUCAGAAAUUUACGGCGGAAUACAAAUGUCAGUCAAAAGCUCAAUCUUGGAACAUCUAGUUAAUUCUGGCCAUUCCUUUUCACCACAAUCCCCUUUCGAAAUUAUACAUACAAUCAGAAGAGUCCGCUCAAAAAGAAUGCAAAUAAAAAACUUAUGUAUAACAGAGGCUAUUAUUAACCACUAAUUCAAGACUAACGUUUGCUUACAAAAAGAGUAUGUCCAAUCCCUCAUUGUUUCAUGGUCUUAACCUUCCUUUGUAUCUUCCAUAAUCUAUGGUUUUUUUUUAAAAAAAAAGACUUUCUACUCCUUUUCAAUUUGAAUAAUGCUCCAUAAAGGUAACCAAUUACAUGAAAUUUCUAAAGAGUCGCCUCCUUUCCAAUCAUUUUCACACCUAUUAAUUAGCCAUUAUUAUAACUUUUAAUUAUUUUGUUCUUAAUAGCUAUCAAGUGAAGAAUCAUCUUCACUUAAGCACUUCUCACUCGGCAAUUUUUACAUAACAUCCUAUCUGAUUUUCGUAGAAGUUUGUUCUGAUAAUGUUGUUCAGAAGAACAAUGAAAGCUCCACGACCAAACCAUCCAGUUCAGAGAACAAAACUCCAUCAAAAUCAUUUACCUGAGUUACAAAUCUUCUCAACUACCACAUCAAAUUUUCUUUUUAAUAAUUAUUCAACACUAUUCUAUUUUACUAUCGACUACUAUUUUUUAUAAAGAAAAUUCACUAUGAAGACGAUCAUACAGCUUAGGUAAAUGAAAUAGUAGGAAAGUUUUCUUCACUAAAUUACAUUCAUGUAAUAGUUUUGGAAGUAAUAAGAAUAAAUAAUAGGAUAAAUGCAAAAGCCUACUGUCUUCUGUAUUACCAUUUACAAUACUAGGAGAGGUGUUAAGACCGUGGAAGAAUAAGAGAGAUUGAACACUGCUCUUUUCUUCACAGAGGUCAGGUUUGAAAUAAUGAAUUACUGUUUGCUUUGUACAAUCUUUUUUGCAUUUGUAAAAUUGAAUAAAGAAAGAAUAAAUAUCUUAGCAGAAUAACAUGAAUUCAUUUAUUUCGUGAAUCUUCGUCAGCUGCUUACAACUGAAAACCAUAGGAAUAAUAAGUAAAACGAAAGUGUAAAUGCUUUACAUCGGAAAAGUCUUGAAUUAAUUGAGUUAACAUACAGAGAUAGAAUGUAGUAUGGGAAUUUUGUUCCAAACCGAAGAUAGAUACUUAACACUAGUUGAACAAAGCCCAGAUAUUAGAAAUUACAAUCAUAGUUAUAAGAAAAAUAAUUUCAAGUGUAAGUUUAUUCCCCAUCCAAACUUUCUUUGAUCCAGUCCUUUUAACUUUAUAGACGACCUUGAAUGACGAUUCUCAUGACGAUAUGCAACUAGAUUUGGUCGUGUGUUAAGAGAUUGAGCUGUUUCAGCCGAGCACUAUCCUGCAUAGCUAUUUAAAGGAAAAGAAAUCCCAGAAUAUCAAAGUUGGUUUUCUGUACUGAUUAGGUAAUUUCUUAUGGAGCUCCUUGGGAGAUCUUACAAAUACCCUUGACUGUGGCCUGAACCUUAUAAAGUACUCUCGAUAUUUCAGAUAAAGUUUACAUCAGGAUACUUUUCUUGUAAUUAAACUUUCAUACCAUGUCAUACUCACUACAUAGUUGUAAAAGAGAUAUGAUUAUGCAUUUUAAAUUUCAUACAAACUGGUGCAAGUUAUGUAUUGUCGGAUUUUGAUUUUCUCACAAAGUAGUAUUAUCUUUCAUACUAUAAAUUACACACUCAAUAUACUAGCUUAUGUAAGCGUAUUAGUACUCCACUUUCAUUGUGUUUUUUUCUUUUCCACAAUCAAAGAUCCUGAAGUUCACCCUCAACCUGAAUCCUACUGGGGUAAUGUAAAUCCAGUUGGUCCAAGAGCUUGUUAUGAUGAAAGUAAACGACUUGGUGAAACAAUGACUUAUGCUUAUUUUAGACAUCUUAAUCUUCCUGUUAGAGUUGCUCGUAUAUUCAAUACAUAUGGACCAAGAAUGCAAGUUAAUGAUGGUCGAGUGGUAACUAAUUUCAUUGCACAAGCAUUAAACAAUGAAUCGAUUACGGUAUAUGGGUUAGGAGAACAAACUAGAUCUUUUCAGUAUAUCAGCGAUCUUGUGAAUGGUCUUGUAGCUUUAAUGGAAUCCAAUUAUACAAUGCCUGUUAAUUUGGGAAAUCCUGUCGAGUUUACAGUGAAUGAAUUAGCAAUCAUGGUCAAGAAUUUUACAGACAGCAAAAGUGAUAUAAUUUAUCAACCGUUACCAAUUGAUGAUCCUCAGCGAAGACAACCUGAUAUAAGUACAGCUAUAAAACAGUUAAAUUGGAAACCGACAGUAACUUUACAAGAAGGACUAAGUAAAACUAUAAUUUAUUUCAAAGAUAUUUUAAAACCAUCAUCUGAAUGUGACGUGCAUUAGAUAACUUCAAGGAUCAAGAUUUACAUAAUGUUGUUACACUGUACACCAUUAUGAAUGUUGAUUUCUUUUCAAAUUAAAAUUUAGUUUAUUAUGUAUCUUGAUGUAAAGUGUCUCUUUUUUUUCUUGUAUAUUAAUUGAUAAAAAUAUAAAUAUUCUGAUUGGAUGGUAUUUGUCUUAUGCGUACAUGUUCUUGAUCUACACAUUAUGUGAAGGUUUAGUGUUAGGGGCGGCCAAACCAAAACGUGGCAUCAGUGCUUGAAGUCACUAACUUUUAGUCUGAGCCAUGUUGGGAGAUGCAGACUACUUGGUUGGGGUCCGCGUAACUAUCGUAACCAAUG